Messenger RNA from Solanum tuberosum (potato), 708 nucleotides. RefSeq names its product agamous-like MADS-box protein AGL104. The coding region runs from base 1 to 708 and encodes 235 amino acids. The record is from RefSeq and is a predicted model, not a curated record. Gene Ontology annotation, biological process: positive regulation of transcription by RNA polymerase II. The transcript is spliced from 7 exons. Gene Ontology annotation, molecular function: protein dimerization activity; RNA polymerase II transcription regulatory region sequence-specific DNA binding. Lineage: Eukaryota; Viridiplantae; Streptophyta; Magnoliopsida; Solanales; Solanaceae.
AUGGGAAGAGCAAAAAUAGAGAUAAAGAGAAUAGAGAACAAGACAAACAGAGGGGUGACUUAUUCAAAGCGUAGAAAAGGGCUAAUUAAGAAAGCCUAUGAGCUUAGUGUGCUGUGUGACACUGAUGUUGCUCUACUCAUGUUCUCUCCUACUGGUCGACUCACAUCCUUCUCUCCAAAACAAAGAAUUGAAGAUGUGUUUUCUCGUUUUUUAAAUCUCUCUGAACGCGAUAAAGGGAGGAUGAUGCAUGGAACCAAUCCAGCUGCUGCCUCUACCACCAGCCAAAUUCAUCAGGAACUCAGGCAGGAAAUUAAUGCUUUGCUACAACAAAUUCAUGUAGCUGAGGAAAAAUUAAGUAUGUAUGAGCCUGAUCCUGGGAAGAUGACAUCAUUGGAAGAGCUCGAAGCAUGUGAGAAACAACUUGAGACCCUCUUAAUUUCUGUCGUUAAGAGAAAGAUGAGUCUAAGUUCAAAAGUGAAAGCAAGCGAAGAAGAGAGCAACGAAGUGGAUUUAUUAUCUUACGACGAUGCUUUUAAUCAACCACAAAUUUUCGACUAUGGUACUACUUCUGAAAGGAAUAAUGUCUUUUCCUCAACAAUGGUUCCUCCAGAUAUUAAAGGAAGCAAAUCCAAUAUGAAUGUUGAAAAAGGCCAAGCUAUAAAUGAUAAUAACAUCUUGUCAUGGCAUUAUAUGUCACCAUUCAAGUGA